CUGGUUUGCUUUGCUGUGUGUGAAGAGUUUUUCACUGAUUGCAUUUGUUCAUUCCGCUGGUGAUGUCGAGAAAUUGAAAAGUAUCAGAUUCCACAGAUCAUAUCGAACUGCGAGGGCAACUCGGCCAGCAGGGCCGUCCUUUUUUUUUCUCUCCGAGGACAGAUUGUGCACCCAUUCACUAGAUAUGUCACCCAUCAAUCAUUGCUGUUUACUGCUGGCUUUCCCGGAUGUCCACCAGCGCUGCUCGGCGCCGAGUCCAUGUUGUGAAACGGUUCUGCAGUGCUCGCCCCGUUAAUCCUGACCAGAUGCUGCCAGACCUGUUGAGCGAUUCCAGCAACUUCUGUUUUUGUUCCUGAUUUCCAGCAUCCAAGUUAUGCACCAUGCCUAUAGUAGACAAGUUGAAAGAAGCCCUGAAGCCUGGACGGAAAGAUUCUACUGACGAAGGUGACCUUAACAAACUGCUAACAGCUUCAGCAAAGAAAGUUCUUCUUGAGAAAAUUGAAUUUGAGCCUGCCAGCAAGAGCUUUUCCUGUCAACUAGAAACUCUGAAGAGUAAAUAUGUCAUUUUGAAUCCUAAAACUGAAGGUGCAGUCAGCCAGAAAAACACUUGUUCCACCCCGACAAAAAAACAAGUCUGUGAAACCAGUGGCAUUUCAGAUGAUGGGAUCCCAGCCCCUCAGAAAAUACUGUUUCCAAUGGAAAAGUUGUCCAUGAAAUGGGUCCGUGUGUGCAGAGUUGGUGCAGGACUCCACAACCUUGGAAAUACAUGUUUCUUGAACUCCACUAUACAGUGCUUGACUUAUACACCCCCACUGGCCAAUUACCUCCUUUCAAAAGAGCACAGCAAGACAUGUCCCCAGGUUGGAUUUUGUAUGAUCUGCAUCAUGCAGAACCAUUUGAUACAGGCCUUUGCUAACAGUGGAAAUGCUAUCAAACCAUUAUCAUUCAUUCGUGAGCUAAAAAAAAUAGCUAGACAUUUUCGCUUCGGGAAUCAAGAGGAUGCACAUGAGUUUCUGAGAUACACAAUUGAUGCAAUGCAGAAGGCCUGUCUGAGUGGUUGCACCAAGUUAGACCGUCAAACACAAGCUACUUCAUUGGUGCAUCAAAUUUUUGGAGGAUAUCUUAGAUCUAGGGUUAAAUGUUCUGUGUGCAAGAGUGUAUCGGAUACAUAUGAUCCUUAUUUGGAUAUUGCUCUUGAAAUAAGGCAAGCACCCAAUAUUGUCAGAGCCCUCGAACUCUUUGUGAAGCCUGAUUUUCUCAGUGGUGAGAAUGCUUAUAUGUGUGCGAAAUGCAAGAAGAAGGUUCCAGCUACCAAACGCUUUUCCAUUCACAGAGCUUCAAAUGUGUUGACCCUUUCCUUGAAACGAUUUGCAAACUUCAGUGGUGGUAAAAUCACAAAGGAUGUUGGUUAUCCUGAACAUUUGAAUAUGCGUCCAUAUAUGUCCCAAAGUAAUGGUGAGCCAGUCAAUUAUGGAUUGUACGCAGUGUUGGUGCAUUCUGGAUAUAGUUGUCAUGCUGGACACUACUACUGUUAUGUCAAGGCCAGUAAUGGACAAUGGUAUCAGAUGAAUGAUUCAAUGGUUCAUUGUAGCAACAUCAAGGUGGUGCUGAAUCAACAGGCUUAUGUACUUUUUUACUUGAGAAUGCCAAACUCUAAGAGCAGCAUAGAUGAUGCAUCUAAGCAGAACCUGAUACAGACCCUUGCCAAAGCCAACAAUGGCACAACCAUGCCCAAGAAGCCCGCACUGAAUGGAUAUUUGAGUUCCCCUCAGAUGACAAAGAAGCCGGAGUCUCUGCAAGUAAAGUUGCAAGCUUCUGCAAGUGUUGGUGUGCCAGUCCCAAGAAACAGCAUUAACCAGUCACCUAAGCUUCCAGUGAAACCAAUGUGUGCACCAACCUUCAUCGAUGAGUCAUUGAAGAGGAUUAAGAAAUCUUUACCUCAGCUGCAACCAAAAUCUUCUCAGGGCCACUCGGCAAGUAGUUCAAGUAGUGGCAGAACAUCAAUAUCAGAAAAUGCAAAGAUGACUGCACCAGAAAGCAAGGAAUUACCUACAUCUACCUCAUUCAAGUCAUUGUUAACUGGUGGAUCUGAGCAGAAAGGGAAAGAAGACAUCCAUAACCCGCAGAAAGAUUUUGGCAGUGAUAAACACAGUUUGAAUGGGAGCAAUGUUGCAAAAAAUGGAUUGAAUGACCAACACUCGGAGCCAGAAGAGUCAGAUUCAGAAUCUCAAACACACAGCUCAGCCAAUGAGAGGACUGAGAGUAGUGCUGAGGAUCAGGGAGUGUCCAAAGUAAAGCCCCAGCUGCUUGCAGAAGAACAGUCCAGCACAAUGUCACCACCUCCAGCUAAGAGGCUUGCACUGUCAGCCAAAAAGGCCACCUACAGCUGGAAGGUGACAGAAAAUGAACCAUAUUCUCCAUCACUAUCAUCAACCCACAAAGCAAAAUUAAUGAAAAAAGGCCACAUCUUUUCUUCUGCAGUCAAAACUAGGACUUUACCAUCUACUCCAAAAGUGCAGAUUUCCCAACAAACAGGAUUUAGUUCUCCAUCUAAAAUCUCCAAGAAGUCAUGUAGUUCUAGUUUCUCUCAGUCGCAGCGAAGAUCAUUGGAAGCCAUGGAAGCGGCUUGGCAGCCUUCUGCUCUAGUAAAUGACAGUGCUACCUCAUUGAAAAACCAUUCAUUAUCUGGUCAAGGUAUUAGUAAAAUGUGUACUUCCAAGACUGAGUUAACUGAUAAGACACAUGCACACUGCAUUGACAGCUCUAUGGAAUCAGGGGACAGCAGUGAGAAACCUAAGAAGAAGCAUAAACAUUUAAAAAGAGCUGCAGUUUCUUUUGAUUCUGAAUCAUUCAACCAGACAACAUGUGAUGAUGCUGCCAAGACUGAUGGUAAAGAUAAAAUUAAGAGAAAGAAGCGACGUGAGACAGCGGAGAAUAAUAGUGUUUGUGACUGGCUUCAGGAAGAAUCUGUCAAGAGCAAUGUUUCAUCAGAAGAGUUGAUCCCAAAAAAAGUGAAGAAGAAAAGGAAGAAGCAUAAAAAAUACACAGAGACGUUGGAAGGAAAUGACCCUACUGAGUCAGCUGUGGAAAAUUGUUCAGGAUGGAAUGAACUGGAAAGGCCUAAAGGAUCAGAAUUGCAAAAGAAAAAUCACAAGACAAAAGAAAACCAAAAAAGCGAGAAAAAACACAGGAAACGAAAGAGAAGUAUGAGUUCAGAUGAUUGUGCAAAUUCGGACCCUCCGGUGAAUCAGUCUGCCAGAAACAAGAAUCAGCAAGUCCCUGUGGUUAUAUGGGACAGCCAGAUAACGGACGGUUAUAAACGCUCUGAAAAGCAUUCCAGUGAGGAAAGACCUGCAUCUGCUGUCGCACCCAUUGCAAGCUUAGCCUGGGAUGGGACGAAGCAAUCCGCUGUUGUUCAAGAGCUCUUGAAACAUUCAAGCAACAAGGCGUAUGGAACUGAAGUGCUGACUUGGGAUGGAGCAGUGUCAGCUGUCAGCCAAGAUGCCAAAUGUGACACAAAACAGGAAGAAUAUUCAGUUGUUAUUGAUGACUGGGAUGAAGAAUUUGACAAGGGGAAGAUUAAAAAAUUGAAGGGAUUUAAAAGAGAGAGAAAAAGAAACUUUAAUGCUUUCCAGAAAAUGCAAAACAGAAGGAAUUUUUGGUCUACUACUCAUUCAGCAAAGUUUUCCAGGUUUUAAAAGGAAAACAGGGUUCACUUAGUUGAAGAUGUCCACGGGAAGAAGCGCUGAGAGCUUCUCAGCAAUGCAGGCCUAUGUUCAGUGUCUUUUUUUUUGUUGGUUUGAACAAUAAGACUGAUGCUGAAGCAGUUUGUGGUGGCCAGAAACCCAUAUUAAGAUUCCGGAGGAGAGAUUCAAUGGUCGUAACAGAGCUCUAGCACGAGAUUAAACAAGCCAUGAACUGAGGACCUGCAAUCGAGUAUGGAUUACAUUUCUACAAUUCUUACAACUCAUUGCAUCCAAAGCAAAAAAUUGAUUCAGAAGUCCGUAGAAAUGCAGUAUGUUACAUUGUUUUAGGUUUAUGUGACAAUGCAAAAUUGCAUUGUCAAUAUAAAAAUUUUCUCUCACCCAUGGAGGAAUGAAAAUGGAAGUCCUAAAUUGCACGGUAGCAGCUCGUCAUGAUAUUCAGUAGCAUUGCUCCAUUUUGUGUCCAUUUCGACCAACUUGUCAUGGGAAAAUAUCCUAUUUUAUUAUAAAUAUACUCAUUCAGUUUCAACUGAUUAAGUAACAAGCUAAAUCCCUGCUUUGUGGAAGUUCUGCACUGUUAUCAGCUUCUGUUAACUGGCUAUUUUAUAACUGUGCUUAAUUGAAUAUAUAGUUUUAUGUACUAUUUAAGAUUCAAGCAUUCGUUUGUUCAUCCAUUCGUUAAUACUGAGUUCUGUUGAGGUUUAUCACCUCCAUUUAGCUAAAUAUAUUUCCUCUCUGGCUGCUUUUUUCCCCUUCUUAUCUUUCCUUGCAUCUCUUUUGCUAAAGAGUUUCAGUAAAAAAUACAAUUUCUCCCUUUGUUUUCCUCCGUUGGAAUUGUUGAUUUUUGCAUUGCAUGCCAUUUUUUGGAAUGAUGCGGAGGUCCCGGUGUAGCACUGAGGUGGACAAGGUCAGAAAUCACACGAUACUGGGUUAUAGUCCAAUAGGUUUAACCAAAUGCACAAGCUUUCAGAGUCCACUAACACCUAAGAAAGGAGUAAGACUCAGAAAGCUUGUGUUUUUAAAUAAGCCUUUUGGACCACAAGCAGGUGUCGUGUGAUUUCUGACAUUUUUAAGCAAUUCAGAAUGAUUAACCUUCUCCGCCACCACUCCAGAAAGUGUUCCAGCUCACAGUUUAGCUUCUUGUUAGAUUAGUUUGCAUUCUCACUUUAUUUACCAUAAUAUAUCAGGUAUUGAAUCUGCUCAAUAGUUCGCAAAAUAAGUGCCUGUAAUACAGAUAUCAUUCAGUUGAGCUUUUGAGAGCAGAAAGGAAUUGCCUAUGAAUUAACAUGCAACGUUCUGAGUUUGUCAACAUGACAUUUGAAUAAAAAGCUCAGCAUUAAUUUCCAUUUGCACAAUAUUAGGAAAUAAUCUGUUAGGCACCAAAACAAACUGUUUUCUGUGUUUCCAGGAAACAUGUUAAAAUAAGAUUCUGAAUGUUAAGAUUAGCUGCUUAGAAAAUCACCUUUUACAGUGUUGUUAUAAUAAUGCUGUUGGGGUAACUGACACCUCCAAAUAUGUAUUUCCCAACCUGUGUAUUAAGGUAGUUCCAAUUCCAUUCAAUCUAAUAUCUACAAUGUGUAUAUUCAUUACUAAAGGUACUUGAUACUUUUCCCAGCAGAGUACUCUUAAAGUGAACCUGCAGAAUUGGUACUCUGAGUAGAAACCAGACACUGGAGACAGUCAGUACAUAUUGAAAUGUGACUGUAUCCAUUGAUCAGUGAUUUACUGAGAAUGUACAGAACUUAUAGCUUGACAAAGCUUCAACUUAGGCUCCACCUUCCCUUCAUUUGCUUCAAAACUUCAGCUCUUUAAACGAAGACUCAUUACCUUGCAUUGAAUAACAAUUCCUGUAAAAUGCCAUGUUUAGGUGCUUUAGGAUAUUAGAAAUUAUUAUAAUACUGAUGUGAAAUAUGUUAAUAUCAAAAAAGUAGUUAAAAUCAAAAAUAAACUUUCCUGUGGAAAAGUGUAUUUUCUAAUGUUUAACUUAUCAAGAGUUUGUUUGUAAAAAAAAUGUAUUUUAAGAAGUUACAGAUUUAAGUAUCACCCAAGUUCAUAUCUUGUUUAAACUAUAUUGAAAGGACUUAAUGUGUUUUUGGAAUUCUGAGCAACAAGUAAAGCUAAUCUGUUAGUGUUAAGAUUUGAGCAACCUGUUUUCAGUUUGGUUCAAUGGAAUGUUAUUUAGGUUUCCAGUAUCAACUGAAAUAACUUGUUAAAAUCAGAUUUAUGCAGUUAAUUGGUUAGUUUUUUGUAAAGAAGUCAUUUAAGGCUACAACGCUAUCACUGAACUUUACUGACAUCAGGCUGAACUCAGUUACAAUUCUGAGGCAUAUCAUUUGGGGGAAAAAGCAAUGUCUGCUAACUGUUGAAUGUAUUUUGCUUUCUUUGAUUCCGUAUUUUGAUUUCUUUGAUUUUGUAUUAAUUUGCAUGGCACUCAGUGGUAGAAUUACGCAUUCAUUGAGCUAAAAUUACAAGAGACACAUUUCAUGGUUAAAUAAGAUAAACAUAUUUUGCUUCAAAUAAACUUCGACAAGGAGUCCAACCAGUGUUUGUGUUCAGGUUUGUCCUUUUGCAAGUAAUUGCGCUGUUAAAAAAUAUACUUGAAUAUUAACUGUUGGACUCUCAAUAGAAAAUAGUAAAUUGAAUUAUUGAAAUUGUAACCCAACAACACCCAUAUAAGUAUAAACCAGUUUUUACUUUGAUGUGUGGUUGCCUUUAAGUUUAGUCCUUGCAUCUAUAAUUAUUUUUUUAAAAGCCGUGUAUGGUUGCACUUACAGUAGAUGUAAAAUAAUUGAUCUAUUUAGCUGAGAAUAGUAUUUAAAUAAAAACAUACAUAGUCUAAUUGUGACCUGCAGGCCAGGUUUUUUCAUUUGUGAAGUCACAGGGUUGCAUAUCAGUCAAUUAUUAGUAUUAAUUUUGAGUUAUAAGGUGUGGUCUCCUGUCUAUCAUUACUAACUACACAAAGUGGUUCACUGUGCUGGGUGUUGAAAGUCACUGUCUUGAAGUUCAAAAAUUUUAUUUCGGCUCCUGCAGUUUAUUUUGGAAUGCUGCUACUGCUAAAGGAUUGUUAAAUGGUGGGAAAUGCUUGAUGCACCUUCUUUCAUUGUGUGAAUCAAUGAACAUUCCAGCGUUGUGACCUGACUAAAGCAGUGAACCUUCGUGAAUGAAAGCUUAAGCAGUGGGUUAAUAAGACUAUCAUUAAUUUAUAAUUUUGUCCUGACUAGUGAGCUUUAUAUAUUUUCAUCUAAACACUAAGCUGAAAACCACUGUGUAAAUUGGGAGCUAGGACCAGAAAUUAGCUCUGAAAUGUUUUCUGAAGUAAUAGCAUGGACUAUAGCUGAGUUCCACAGGCCAGUUUUGUUUCCCUUUCGCUUUUGGAAGUUAUGGUUAAGUUUCCAAGACGGGAAUGUUUUUAUUUGAUAGUUCUUUUAAAUGUUAAUGUAGAAGCAGUUAUAUUUGGAAAGUGAGAAGAGCCAUGUUUAGGAGUCUGGUAUCCAAAAUAUUGAGUGUGCUCAUGAAUAGGUAAAUUUGAUGGCCAAAAUCACAGGAGGCUAUUUAGCCCACUGUAUCUGUACUACUCUCCAAAUGAGCAUCAUGACUUGGUGCCAUUCUCCUGCCUUUUCCUCAUAUAUGUUUAAACAAUUUUCUGUUCAUCUAAUACUGUUUUUAAUGCCUCAGUAGAACUUGACUCCACUACACUUUGCAUUCCAAACCCAAGCUACUCAUUUACUUUUUCUCUCACGUCACGUUUGCUUCUUUUGUAAAUUACUUUGUCCGUGCCUUCUCAUUCUUAAUCCUUUGAUGAGCAGGAGCAACCUCCCUUUCUACUCUAUAUAGACCCCUUAUGAUUUUUAAAACUCCGGACAGAUCUCCUCUCUGCUGCUCUUACAGAGAAGGCAGCAGUACUAACCUCUGCAUUGUAUCCCCAAAACUCAUUCCUAGAACCAUUUUUUUUUGUAAAUCCCUCUCUUCACUGCCUUCACAUCCUCCUUUUAUAGUGGUGCAUCCAGACCUACAUUCCAAACAAGACUGAACAAGUGUCUUUCACAACCUUCAGGAUUACUUCCUUGCUCUAGUUUUCCUUUUUCCCUCUUAAAAAGAAAAUCCAGGGUACCGCAUACUUUAUUUGCACAUCUCUACCUCACCCACCUUCAAUGACUUGUGUACGCACGUACCCAGGUCCCUGUGCUCCUGCAUUCCUUUAGAUUUGUGCCCCUUGUUUUACAUUGCUGUUCACAUUCUUUCUAAUAAAAUGCAUCUCCUUAUUCUUCUCAACAUUGAAUUUCAGCUGCCAUUAUCUAUACACUCCAACAACUUGGCAAUAUCAUUUUGAGGCUUUGUCAUCUUCACAGUUUGGUACAGCUUUCUAGUUGGUACUGUUCUCCACCAUUAUUCCCAUAGCCCUGAAAGUUUACUUCCCUUCAAGUGUUUGUCUGAUUUGCCAUUUGACAUCAUUGUUGAUCUAUGCUUUACAUUCACACCAUACUCAAGCUGACAAAUUACACGUCACUGUCAUUUUCUUUGUUUAAAAUGACGACUUCUUCAAUAUUGUUUCUCUUGUCCAUAAUUUUGAAUACCUCUAUAUUCCUUGCUCUUGCUUUGCUUCAAAGAUACCAACCCCAGUUUCUCCAAUCUAAUCUUGCAGCCAAAAAUUCUUCAUCCUUGGAGCCAUUCUGGCAAAUCUCCUCUACAUCCUCAUGAAUGAAAAAACACUUGCAACCAGAAUUGGACAUUAAACUCUAGUUGUGACCUAAAAUCAAAGCUUUGUAAAGGUUCAGGAUAAUGUCUCUGCUUUUAUAUAGGACACCUCUGUUUAUGAAAACCUAGAUCCCAUAUGCUUCACUGAUUACAUUCUUAAUUACUUGUGCCACCUUCAAACAUGUCUCCUCUUUCUGCCCUCCCCAAGGUUCCCCUCUCCCUAUAUUCAGCAGUGUAAUCAUUGGACACCCAUGACAUUGCUCGCAUGCUAACAUCCCUGUUUUACCGGUCUUGAUGUUUAAGACCACUAUCUAAAUGUUUCUUGCACAGAAGUGCCCAAGUAGCCAAAGUUGGAGAAUUGAUAUUGGCUUUGUACUCCAGAGAUUAAGUAGAAAGCUGUUGUACCUGUUUGUAACUUCCUAGCUCCUUGACAAAACAAAGUGUAGAGCAAACUCAGCAAUUCAAAAGUAAAACCAUGGACCUGAAAUGUUAACUCUGUUUCUAUAUCCACAGCGCAGCCAGAUUUGUUGAGUUACCCCUGAACUUCAUUUUUAUUUCAGGUUUCCACCAUCUGUAGUACUUUACUGUUGUUUCAAUAUGAACUGACUUUACAAAUUAGUUUAUCAUCAGUAACAGUGAUUCAUAUAGACUGUGCCACAUACACCACAGAAAUAAACCAUUUGUAGUAUCUGUACUAGAUAAACCAAACUACCAUGGUAUGGACUGUCUAGUUUUUUUUUCUUGAUUCACUCAGUGCAAAUUGCUGCACGCUGAGAGUUUCUGUGCUUCAAUUUGAAGCAGUCAAAACUGAACUGGAUAUGGUGAACAUUACUGGUUAAUAUUGUUUUUCUUUCCCUAUAACGCGUAAACCAAAUAGCUAAGUUAGGAUUGUGCUUGUUAAAAUUGAAUUUACAGUAUAAUAUUUAUUUACCUUAUUCCUUAAAUGAAAAGACUCCACUGAAAAAGAGAACUAUAAGCAGCGCAGCUCCCUUCAAAAAUUAUGGUUUCGGUUGAGAUUAUGUCCAUAUGCAAAAAUCGAUCUUGUAUCACAUUUGCAAAAUUAGGGUUAGGUAUAGUGUUGCCAAGUUUUAAUUUGUAGUUUUAUUAUGCUCUGUUAUUAAGUACAGCUAAAGACGCACAUGAUUUCAAUUGCCACUAAGAUUUCUUGCCAUAAACUGGUAUUGGUAAAUUAAUCAAUGAAAUAUAUCAAACUGUAUACCCACUACCCCAUAACCUCAUUCUGCUCAUUGUCGAAAGUUGAAAUGAUGAAAUGUUGCGAACAUAAUACAAAGUUAAAGAAAGCAGAAUCAUUUUCUAGACAAAUCAAUUUUAAUCCUUUUUGUAUGGAAAUUAUUUAUCGCUGGAAUGUAAUAUCCAAUACUGAAUGCCCAUCAUCACAAAAUGUUUGUAUGAAAGUGUUAUCAGAUCUUGUUCUGACCUGAAAGAGAUGAUUUAUCUCUAUAUAAAGUACCAAAUUGCAAUUUUAGUUUUUGGUAUUUGAUUCUUUACUGUAUAGAAAAUGCUGAUCUAAUACCAGAAUUAGUAUUGAAUAUCCUGUGCUUCCAAUAAUCUCAAAGUUGAAAACUUUAAUGAUCUCCUUGAAUGUAUUUCUGUGUUGUUGUCAUGGUUUCCAUUGCCUCUUACUCGGUCUGAAAGCUGCUCGGAUUGGCAGCUGUUAUUUGUCAGUAGCUAGUUUAAAAAAAAAACUAUACUUAAAAUGUAUAUGAGUCAAAUAAUUGACUAAUAUCAAAGCAGUUAAUGUAGGCCACUGUUUCAGUAUUUCGGGCUCAGAUCAUAUAUCUGUUACUGUGAAUUAUCUGCAAUAUAUAUCUACUUUAGUACUCUGAUUUCCCAUGUAAUCUUGAUGGUUUUGAACACUGAAGGUUUCUUCCUUCUGAUUGUGUUUAGUCUUGGCAUUUGUUUUUUUUCUUCCUUCCCUUUAUUGAUAAAUUGUCUCUUGAAAAUGUGUGCAAUAACAUUGCCUCUGUUGUGACAUGGAUAAAGUAUAUGCACAUUUAUAUAGA
Messenger RNA from Stegostoma tigrinum, 10423 nucleotides. It is a transcript of the gene usp36, whose product is annotated as ubiquitin specific peptidase 36. The transcript is spliced from 23 exons. Lineage: Eukaryota; Metazoa; Chordata; Chondrichthyes; Orectolobiformes; Stegostomatidae. Gene Ontology annotation, cellular component: cytosol; nucleus. The record is from RefSeq and is a predicted model, not a curated record. Gene Ontology annotation, molecular function: cysteine-type endopeptidase activity; cysteine-type deubiquitinase activity. Gene Ontology annotation, biological process: regulation of apoptotic process; protein deubiquitination. Bases 381 to 3698 code for a protein of 1105 amino acids.